Molecule: messenger RNA, 477 nt
Organism: Thelazia callipaeda (thelaziosis nematode)
Lineage: Eukaryota; Metazoa; Nematoda; Chromadorea; Rhabditida; Thelaziidae
Source: the annotation of a GenBank genome assembly
AUGGGUAUUGGAGGACUAUGGCAGGUAUUGGAGCCUGUGGCGCAGCCGGUUACGUUAGAAUCUCUUGAAGGAAAACGACUUGCAGUAGAUAUUUCUAUCUGGCUUCAUCAGGCUGCUCAUGGAUACGCGGACCAUCAAUUAAGUGCGAAGUGUCCUCAUUUAUCAUUAGUAUUAAAACGUCUGUCCAAACUUUUAUUCUAUAAAAUACGUCCUGUGAUUGUAUUUGAUGGCAAAAAUGUACCUAUAUUCAAAAAGAAACUAUUGAUGAUUAAUUUUUGCACAAAUUGUUAUGUGUUACGCCAGGUUAUUGAAUUUUUUCAUUUUUCUCUCAAUAAUGAAUUUAAGCGAGACCGGCAAGUCAAACGUUAUGUGGAAGAACUAACAAUGACAAAAGCACAAAAACGUGCUCUGCAUGAGUUUGCUUGUUCCCAGUUAGGUUUGUCUAUAUAUUUUUAUAUUACAAAUAUUGUUGAAUAA